Triplophysa rosa is the source of this 4336-nucleotide messenger RNA. RefSeq names its product Ras and Rab interactor 3 (gene rin3). Bases 178 to 3360 code for a protein of 1060 amino acids. Gene Ontology annotation, cellular component: endocytic vesicle; cytosol. Gene Ontology annotation, biological process: signal transduction; vesicle-mediated transport. The transcript has 10 exons. The record is from RefSeq and is a predicted model, not a curated record. Lineage: Eukaryota; Metazoa; Chordata; Actinopteri; Cypriniformes; Nemacheilidae. Gene Ontology annotation, molecular function: guanyl-nucleotide exchange factor activity; small GTPase binding.
AUUCUGUGAGGAAUUAUUUGUGAAGCAAAAGGACUUAGCGAAGAAUGUUAAGUGGGUGCAGAUCUGAAUGAUGAAAACAGCUGUUGGGACUCAGAACACCGGAGCACCUUGAGAGGUCACCAUCGAAGACCAAAACUAUUUUUUUGAUUCCCCAAAGCUGUUUCUGCAUUAUGCACUAUGCUCUCCCCCGCACCACCAGUUCUCCCCAAACCCUCCGCUUCCAUCCCACCUCUUCCUACAUCUUUCCAUCCGCAAACCUCUCCUCUUUCCCCUAAUGCUCCUUCCCCCCUAACUUCUACUCCAACCUUCCCAUUGGUUGAUAUCUCCAACAACCCAUCCCCUGACUCCGCCCCUCUUCCGCUAUUUCCUUUAUCUCCACCUUUAUGUAAACAGAAUUCCCCACCUCCAUUAACAGCUUCCUCAUCUCACAUUAGCUCAAAACCAUUUCCUCAUCCAUCCCAGAAACCCAUGUCUCCUCAAGUCCCAAAGCCACCUCUGCCAGCACAGCUCCCUUCCGCAAUUCCAAAGAAUCCUCCACCUCUUGUAGCUAGGCCCUCAUCUCCACCUCAUCCCAGACCUCCUCCACCAGCAGUCUCAAAACCACCCGUCACUACAUCUCCAGUCAGCAAGACCAACAAGCCAGUGCCUCCUGGUAUCAGCAUCUUGGAGAAACUGAUUAAAACAUGUCCAGUGUGGCUCCAGCUAGGAAUGAAGCAGGACAGAGCCAUGACUAUACUGAGAAAAGAGAAACCUGGGAUAUUUUUAGUCAGGAGGGAUGUCAGUCAGAAACAGAUGGUGCUGUCAGUCCGUCUUCCUGACCAGCAGGGGGAGCCCCAGGUCAAGGAGCUGUCUGUGAAAGAAGAAAAGUCCUUGUUGUACCUUGAAGGGUCAGUUUUGGUCUUCGAGAACAUUUUUAAGCUGAUCGCUUUCUACUGUGUUAGCAGGGACAUUUUACCAUUUCCCCUGAAGUUACCUCAGGUCAUCCUUCAGGUGACUAAAUACGAGGACAUGGAGGUGAUCUCUUCUCUUGGUUCAGAGUUCUGGAGUUCAGCUCUAAAUAGUCAUGAGGAAGUGGAAAACGUUGGUAGCAGUUGUGGCGCUCAGGAUAAGCCAGGGCAAAGCAGUUCCUGUGAAAUCCAGCUUUCUAUUGGCAAUGACCGGCUUUGGUACGUCAACCCGAUUUUCAUCGAGGAAUGCAGCAACAACAGGCCGCCCACCUCACCUACCCCAGUCUUAAGAACCCAGAGCCUCAACACGCCGAUCCAGGCUCCGCCCAAAUACAAAAGACCUCCGCCUUUGCGUCCUCGACCUCCUAGUGCACCAGAGUGUUCACUACAACAUACGUUAGGCAAGUCAACAAAAGGGGAGUUCAGGGCAGUUCUCACUUCUCCACCCCCGCCACUCCCAAAAGGGGAAGGAAGUGACUUUGAGCAUACAGAACGAGAACAAGAGCAACAGGGAACUCCUGCCUCAGGCAUCGAGUGUGACACAGUCAAGCCAGCUGUUUUACAGGCAACUCCAAGCACGAAACCUGUUUCACAUAGAGUUCCUCCAGUACCGACCCGGCGCAGGCUGUCUGAAAAACAACCUUCAGAGGAACCCAUGCAGCAGGAGGUCACCAUCAGCACCUCCACUGAGGUAGAGUCAGAAGACAAAGUUCCACAAGUUCCAGUAGCACCUCUCAUUUGCCUAGAUGACAAUAUUGAAGAAAUGGAAGAGCCGGUGGAUUCACAAACUCAGGAAGUGUCCGUAGAGGAGCCUCAAGUAACUAUUGGAGCUCCUCCAACGGUUGAAGUAAAGAGGCCUGACGUCCCAGUGGCACCUCCCAGGAGAAAUAGACCGUCUCAAAAUCCAUCCGGAAAAGCUCUUGGAAACUCGGCCGUGCUGAGUACACAUGUGUCCACUUCCAUCCCUCCAUUGAACAACAGCAGCCCAACUCUCGUCCACCACUCGCACUGCAUCAACAGUGGUCAUCCCAAAGUCUCUGAUGUUUCUCUGUACUCCCCCGAAGGUGGAGCUCCACAGCCAGAGAACGAUUCCUACUCAACCAGUAGCACGGAGGAAGAGACGGACAACAUGGCAACAGGGGCUCUGAUAAAGAGGACCCCGACAAUCAUGCUGGACCGCGCCAAGCAACGACUGUCCAUAGUGUCCAUGGCGAACCUUUCUAACGUCCUUACGGGCUUCAUGAGUGCGGAUCGUAAGCUUCAGAAACGCAUUGUGGAGCUGGCCCGGGAUGGAAACACGUACUUUGGGAACCUUGUCAGAGAUUAUCGAGCAUUUACUUUGGAUACCAUGAGGAAACACACAUCUAGCACAGAGAUGCUCCAGGAGAUCAGGCAGAUGAUGACUCAACUGAAAAGCUACUUGAUCCAGAGUGCAGAGUUGCAAAAUCUACAGGAGGCAGCCGCAUAUUCUGAGGAGAAACUGGAGAUCAUUAUUGAAGUAGCAAUAUGCAAAAGUGUCCUAAAGCCGUUGCGGGAAGCAGUCUAUAACGGAUUAAAGGACAUCCACUCCCAUGCAGGUAAUCUGAAGAAACUAAAAGAGAACCAACAAGUGGUUCUGGUGACCACAACCACUGACCUGGGGGUCAAUACCAGCGUUCCUGAAAUGGCCAUCAUUGAUAAGAUUCAAAUAAAGCUUGGUAACCUACACAAAGAAUAUUCACCUCAGAAGAAGAUCGACCUGCUCCUCAAAACCUGCAAGAUCAUCUACGAGUCAAUGUCCGUGGGCAGUCAAGGAAAGGCACAUGGGGUUGAUGACUUCCUGCCUGUGCUGAUGUAUGUGUUAGCUCGCAGUAACAUCAGUGCUCUGCUGCUGGAUGUGGAGUAUAUGAUGGAGCUAAUGGAUCCUGCACUCCAACUUGGAGAGGGUUCAUACUAUCUCACCACUACCUAUGGAGCUCUGGAACACAUCAAGAAUUUUGAUAAACAGGCUGUGACCAGACAGCUGAGUCUAGAUAUCCAGGACUCUAUUCAUCGCUGGGAGCGCAGACGUACCCUGAACAAAGCCCGAGCAUCACGCUCCUCUGUGCAGGACUUCAUAAACGUGUCCUUUCUGGAGGCUGGAUCCAACACCAAGACCUUAGGGGUGCGUCCAAACACUACCGCUCAGGACCUGUGCAAUCAGUGCGCUGAGAAAUUUGAGGUAUUGGACCCUGAGUCCUACUGCCUGAGUAUGCUGAUGGAUGGCCAUUACAAGCCACUGCCUCCUGAGGAGUUCCCUCUCGCAAUCAAAUCCAGCCUGCUCCACAGCGAGCCACGCAAGGAGUAUUACUUUGUGUACCGCCACGGUCGCUGGCCGGAACAAGAAACUGAGGAGACUGCUCCUACGCCUGCACCCGAGGAAAGCUUGAUAUGAAAUGUGUGUACGUGUGUGAAAAAGCAUUUUGAGGUGCUGGAAUGGAUAACUUUAAUAUACAGAAGAAUGUACCAGAUGCACAUUUUAGCUAACAUUACAAUAUCUAACCACAAUAGCAGAAUGUGUCAUUCGCCCACGGAAAUAACGCAAGUGACUGCCUUUAGGCAACCAGCAGUUGCUUUUAAAGGAAUUUUGGAAAGUACAGGUUGUGCCGUUGCAAUGUUCCAGGAUUGAAUCCUCCCUUUAAAGAUCAAAUAAUUUCCUUCUAAAAACGCCCGGCAUGCUUCAGUAUUUUUUUAUAUUUUUGACACACAGACACACUCACUCAACAAGAGAUUAUCCUUUACCUUCUUGUUAGUCUUUGAAAGUCCAACAUUAAACUUUCAAACAAUACAGCCAAAGCUUUUCACAUCUCAGGGUUUGUGACUCAUACCUGACUCCGGUGCUGAUUUCUUGAUAUAUUCAUAUUUUUUAGAGCACUGCAUCUUUACAGACCUUGAACUGGUUUGCACCUGCACUGCUCUCAGUUUAUAUUCUGAGUCAUUUGCAAGACAGAUAUGCUCUCUGUGUUGUGUAUUGAUAAAUUUCACAGUGUAUUGUUGCUGCUUGUUUAUAUCUGACAACUAAUAUAAUGGUUUAAGCACAAGCUCUGAUUUUGUGGACGCAAUAUGAACAUAUUGUAGAAUGUAGGUAUUACACAAGUUGUGUCUGUUACAAUAAGCAACAAGUCAAACCAAAGACAGGUGUUUGGUAUUAGUUUAAAUUUCUAUAUUGGUAAUAAAUACCUUUUGUAUUGUUUAUGUGUUUAUUGUUAAGUGUGUAUUACAGGACAUGACCAUUGCUAAUAAUCAAUACUCAUAGUGUUUGGUCAUAAAUUGGGAAAUCUGAAUUUUUGAAAGGUUUUAAUAAUAAUAAAAAUAAAAAAUCUGUCAUCAUUUAUUCACGCUCAUGUCCCUCAUGGUUUGUGUUUACUCAU